CCCCGACGCUGGAAACUUUGCGGGCGGCGCAGUCGGUAGCGGCGGCCGCAGCGCCGGGCACCCAGCGCCGGGCACCCAGCGCCGGAGCCGGCGGGGCCCCGCACGGCCCAGCCCAGCCCCGGAGGGCGGGGGCACCGCGGCCCUUGCCUUGCCUCCGCGCCGCCCGGCCAUGCGCGCCCGCUGAGCCGCAGCGGAGGCGGCCGCCUUGCAGUUUGCUCCCGUUUUAAUUCUAUAUAUAUAUAACUUUUUUUGUGUGUAUGUGUGUGCGUGGAUUUUGUUUUGGGUUGUGCUUUUAUUUUUAAUUUUUUUAAUUUUUUUUUUUUUUUUUUUGACGCUGCCCGCCGCGCUCCGCGGGCGCCAGGCGGAGGCCGCGGCCCGCGGUGAGGGGCGGGCGAUGGGCGCGGCGGCGGGCGGGCGCUCCGCGGGGCGCUGAGCGGGCGCGCAGCGGGCGCGGGGCGCGCCAUGGCCGCCAAGGACAACCCCUGCAGGAAGUUCCAGGCCAACAUCUUCAACAAGAGCAAGUGCCAGAACUGCUUCAAGCCCCGCGAGUCCCACCUGCUCAACGAUGAGGACCUCAACCAGGCCAAACCCAUUUAUGGUGGCUGGCUGCUGCUGGCCCCGGAAGGAACGGACUUUGACAACCCCGUGCAUCGCUCCCGGAAAUGGCAGCGCCGGUUCUUCAUCCUCUACGAGCAUGGGCUGCUGCGCUACGCCCUCGACGAGAUGCCGACAACCCUCCCGCAGGGCACCAUCAACAUGAACCAGUGCACGGAUGUGGUGGAUGGGGAGAGCCGGACAGGGCAGAAAUUCUCCUUGUGCAUCCUGACACCGGAGAAGGAGCACUUCAUCCGGGCCGAGAACAAGGAGAUCAUCAGCGGGUGGCUGGAGAUGCUGAUAGUCUAUCCGAGGACAAACAAGCAGAAUCAGAAGAAGAAGAGGAAGGUAGAGCCCCCGACUCCCCAGGAACCCGGUCCUGCUAAGAUGGCCGUGACCAGCAGCAACAUCCCCAGUGCGGAGAAGGUCCCUGCCACCAAGUCCACACUUUGGCAGGAAGAAAUGAGGGGCAAAGACCAAGUGGACGGGGGCAGCGGCAUCAGCCCGGCACAGAGCCCGGUGCAAGGCCAGGCCGGGGCUGCCAGCUCCCUGAAGGAUCCCGUGCUGGACAGCAAGGAAGAUGAGAGCUCCAUGAACGGAGACCGGAUAGACUGCGGGAGGAAGACACGCGUCGAGAGCGGGUACUUUUCCUUGGAGAAGACCAAGCAAGACUCGAAGCUGGAAGAGCAGCAGCUGCCACCCCCGCCGAGCCCACCCAGCCCCAGCACCCCAAACAACAGGUACAGUUAUCCCAAAUCGCCCUCGCAGGAGCAUGCCCAGCCCUUUCCUUCCCCAGGUACCCGAUCAGGCGACCGAAUGAUUCACAGCUUCUCUCUGAACUCCUUGGACUCGAAGAGCAGUUGCCCCAUGCACAAGGACUCCAGCAGCAGAGAUGUAGGAAGGGGAGCUGAAAAAUCGGGGCGUCCCCUUUCUUUUAAAGCCAGCCGGCAGUACACCACCCUGGCCGACGUUCCCAAGGCCAUUAGGAUCAGUAAUCGUGAGGCCUUCCAGGUGGAGAGGAAGCGGCUAGAGCGGAAAACCCGGGCCCGUAGCCCUGGGAGAGAAGAAGUGGCCCGGCUCUUUGGCAAUGAGAGAAGGCGAUCCCAGGUAAUUGAAAAAUUCGAGGCGUUAGAUAUUGAGAACGCGGAACACAUGGAAACGAAUGUGUCGGCCAGUGCUGCCCUUUCCAGUGAGACGCGGCAGGGCAGGAGUGAGAAGAGGGUUUUCCCGCGGAAACGGGACUUCACUUGUGAAGGUGCAGCUGUGGGCUCCAUCCUGGAUGUGUCUGCGUCUCCUCUGUCCCCGCAUCGCCGGGCAAAGUCGCUGGACAGGAGGUCCACGGAGUCCUCUAUGACGCCCGACCUGCUGAACUUCAAGAAGGGAUGGUUGACAAAGCAGUACGAGGAUGGGCAGUGGAAGAAGCACUGGUUUGUGCUGACUGACCAGAGCCUGAGAUACUACCGGGAUUCAGUGGCAGAGGAGGCAGCUGACCUGGAUGGAGAAAUCGAUUUAUCCACGUGUUAUGAUGUUACUGAGUACCCAGUUCAGCGAAACUACGGCUUCCAGAUCCACACAAAGGAAGGGGAGUUCACCCUCUCUGCCAUGACAUCAGGCAUUCGCCGCAACUGGAUCCAGACCAUCAUGAAGCACGUUCGUCCCACCACUGCUCCCGAUGUAACAAGCUCUCUGCCGGAAGAGAAAAGCAAAACAAGCUCUUCCUUCGAGACUGGUCCGAAGCCGAGCGAGAAGCCAGAUGCGGAGCAAGCUGAGCUGGACCCGGAGCAGAAGCGGAGCCGUGCCCGGGAGCGCCGGCGAGAAGGACGUUCCAAGACCUUUGACUGGGCUGAAUUUCGUCCCAUCCAGCAAGCCCUGGCACAGGAGCGUGCAAACGCUGCAGACUCCUCCAAGAGCGGCUCUGCCGCCUUCUCCAGGGACGCCGGUGCCACCGAUGCCGACCCGGGCGAGCUGGAGCGGGAACGGGCCCGGCGGCGGGAGGAACGGCGCAAGCGCUUCGAGAUGAUCGAUGCCGUGGACGGGGCAGGGUCGGAAGAGGCACUAAGGAUGGAGGUGGACCGGAUCCUGCCCGUCCCGACGGACAUCAAACCGCAGAACGUCCACGUGGAGAUUGAGCAGCGCUGGCACCAGGUGGAGACCACCCCGCUGCGGGAGGAGAAGCAGAUCCCCAUCGCGCCCCUGCACCUCGCCCACGCCGAGGACCGGGACGAGGGGCUGACGAAGCAGCACUUGACCACGCUGCUGGAGAAGGAGCUGGAGCAGAAGCAGAAGGAGGCCUUGGAGCUCCUGGAGCAGAACCGGCACCUGCAGGACCAGCUGAAAGUGGCACUGGGCCGGGAGCAGAGUGCCCGGGAGGGCUACGUGUUGCAGACCGAGGUGGCCGCCUCGCCAUCAGGUGCCUGGCAGAGGCUCCACAAAGUCAACCAAGACCUCCAAAGCGAGCUGGAAGCCCAAUGCCAGCGUCAAGAGCUGAUCAAUCAGCAGAUUCAGUCGCUGAAGCGCAGCUACGCCGAGGCCAAGGACGUGAUCCGGCACCACGAAGCCGAGAUUCAGAGCCUGCAGGCGAGGCUCAAUAACGCGGCAGCCGAGCUCUCCAUCAAGGAGCAGACCCUGGCCAAGCUCAAGAGCGACCUGAGGAGUGAGAAAGAGAAAGCCAAAGAGCAGCUGGAGGAGUGGCAGCACGGCGAGGCCACGCUCAGCUCCCAGCUGAAGGCCAGCGAGCAGAAGCUGAAGAGCGCGGAGGCUCUGCUCCUGGAGAAGACCCAGGAGCUGCGGGACCUGGAGAUGCAGCAGGCUUUGCAGAGGGACCAUCAGAAGGAGGUGCAGCGGCUCCAAGACAGGAUCUUGGACCUGAGCAGGCAGCUGAACGCUAGCGAGCAAGCGCAGAUCCUCAUGGAGGAGAAGCUGCAGAAGAAUUACGAGGCUUUGCUGGAGAGCUGCGAGAGGGAAAAGCAGGUUUUAAUACGGAGUCUGAAGGAGGUGGAGGAUAAGGCCAACGAGUACGAGAACCAGCUGCAAAAUAGCGAGCAGCAAAUGGAGAUUCUGCAGAAGGAGAAACUGAGCGCAAAGUUUGAAGGCAGCGAGCUUGUCCACCAGCUGGAGGAGCAGCUGGUGAUGAAGGAGGCCAGCAUCCAGAAACUGGCAGAGCACAUCAAGGAGCUCGAAAGAGAGAGAGAUCAGAUCAAAUGUCGGUUCCACGAGCUCAUGAAUCAGGUUGCCGAGUCGGAUAAUGAAGUGGCAAAGCUGCAAGCAAAGUUGAAAAUGGAAGAGACCAACUACCACAAUCUGGAGCGAUCGUUUGAGGAGGUGUCGGAUCAGUUCCAGGGUGUGCAGAAGGUGCUGAAAGAAAAAGAAGAGGAGCUGAGACACGUUAAGGAAAUGCACUUGAGAAUUGUGGAGAAGAAAGAUCAAGAUCUCAGUGAGGCUUUGGUUAAAGUGGUUGCUUUAGAUAGCAGUUUAGAGGAGACUAAAGUAAAGCUAAAGGCCAAAGAGGAGGCCUUAAAGAAAUUAGCUAGUGUAGGCACAGGUCCAUGUGCUGAGGAGGUAGAAGACCUUGGCCCCAGUCUCGAGUCUGACGAAAGUCAUCCGUCCCAACUGGGGCAGCCUCUGCAAACUCAGGAUGUCCUCCCAGCUCUGACUUGUGCACUGAAGGAGGAGGAGGAUGAGGUUCUUGAGACCAGCCAGAGGCAAGCGGAGGAAUUUGGUUCCCCAUCCAAAACUGUAGAGCUCCAGGACCAAGAGUUGGUUCAGAAAGCCUUAGCAAAGCCUGAUGUAGGAAUCGUGGGGACCAAGAGGCAAAGAAUCCGUUUCUCAAGCAUCCAGUGCCAAAAAUACAUCCACCCAGACGGAUCGGAGAAAAACUGGACGAGCAGUACCUCUUCAGACACGAGCCAAGACAGAUCACUGUCUGAGGAAAGCAUGUCAUCAGAGCCAGCUCUUGGUUACCCAUCGUCAGGGACAAGUGACUCUGAGACUUAUCUCUCAAUCAUCCAUUCCCUGGAAACCAAACUUUAUAUUACAGAGGAAAAACUCAAAGAUGUAACGAUGAAGCUUGAAAGCCAGCAUGGCCAUAAUCAGGAGACGCUCAUUGCUCUCCACCAUCAGUGGGCCAGCACAGAGUCUCAGCUGCGGGAACAACUUCAGACCAGCUUAUCCCAAGUCAGUGCUUUGAUCUCACAGCUGGAGAGUGAGAGGCAGGAAAAGUUCAAGCUCAUAGAAAAUCAUGUUAGCGAGCUGGGAGGUUUCCAAAUGAAAAAUGAUCAAGCGCUGACUUGCUUAGAGAAGUGUAGGGAGCAGCUAAGAUCUUUGCCCAAAUCAGACAAGGAAAAAGAGGGUGAUUUGUUCCUUGUUACUCUAUCCAGCAUGGAAACAACCUUAUCAGACGCAAUCCAAGCUUUGAGAGGGGCGCCAGUCCCAUCGGAGUAUCAGGAGAAUGAAAACCUUAACGCUGAAAGCCCCGCUCCAGAAGGAGUUUUUCUGGGAGAAGAGCAACAUGUCUCCAAGGAGCGGCAAGUGGAAAUGUUUGACGCCAGCCAGCUGAGAUGGCUUUCUGAGAGAGUGGCAUUUGAGGCCUCUCUCAUCAACCAAAUAGCGGAGUCUUUGAAAAAUGCAAGCUCUGAGAUAUCUCAGCUUCUGAGAGAGAUGCAGGGAACGGCUGAGGUGGUUUUGUUGGAGCCAGCAAAUGUUUCUCGUACAGCAGUUGACUUGGCCAGCGUCCUAUCUAAGAAGCUGCUGCUGGAAGGGGAGUUCUGGAGCCAGGUGGAGGAGCUGAGAGUGCACUUGAGUACCAGAGAAGGAGAAGCCGAGGGCAAAACAGAAACAACAGGCUUGGGCUUUUCUCCAUGUUUUCUCAGUGCUGUAGCAGAUGCUACGUUGAUCAAGUCAGAACUUGGGUUUGUUGCACAGAAAAUGAGAGAAUCUUUUCAUCAGAGAUUAAAAACAAUCGAAGAAGACCUCCAUAAUACCAAAACAGCUCUCCAGCAGCAUAAAUGCAUGUUGGAGGAGAUCCUCAAAGCAUACAGGACUCCUGAUUUUGACAGUGUUAUGCACCAUAUUUCUGAAGCACUUGAAAUUCAGAAAGAUGCUUCAGAAAGAACCCAGAUCUCCUGGGAUGGGAGCCGUCUCCAAAUGGUGCCGUGUCAGGAAUUAGCCAAGGUGGAGGAGGUUGGCAGCCUGCCGGACCAUAGUAGUGAAGCUCUUGUCUCCAUUCAGGAAGAUCUUGCCCAACAACUAAAGGACAAAUCAAAUGUUCUGAAGGAGAUAUCUGUUGCCUUACUGUCUCUGCCUCCUGAGGAGGCAAUGAGAGACUGUCAGAAGCUCCUGAAGAUAUCUCAGAGUCUUUCAUAUCAUUCGUGCAUGGGAGACCUUGAACGGUAUUCCUCUUUGUUAGUCCAUGAUGCAAUUGUUCAGGCUCAGGUUUGUUAUGCCGCUUGCAAAGUCCGACUGGAGUACGAGAGAGAGAUAAAGUCCUACAAGGAGUCCUUACAGAGCAUGGACGCGCUCUGCCAAGAGCGUGUGAAGACGGUCUCUCUCCUUCGGGACGAGUACGAAGACUUGCUUAGGAAGCAGCAGGGUGAGUACAGCGAGGUGAUCGCCAUGCUUGAAAGGGAGAACGCUGAUCUCAAAGCAAAGGUGUCCCAGCUUGACAGUCAGCGAAGGCUCUUGGAGGAAGAAGAGCAUAAACACAGCCAGAGCUUGAGUGAGUUACAGGGACGGUACGAGGAGGAGAUUCGAAACGUGAUAGAGCAACUAAACAGGACAGAGGAUGCUCUGAAGGCUGAGAGGACGGAGGGCCUCAGCCAACUGGAUGCCAUUGUCCGUGACAAGCAGAACAUGGAGCGGUAUCACCUGGAGCAGAUGCAAAUGCUGGAGGACAAGUUCCAGGCCAAGAUCAAGGAGCUGCAGGUCAUCCACGGCGAGGAGCUGCAGGCGCUGCAGGAGCACUACAGCCAGAACCUGCAGCGCCUGCAGGAGACCCUGGACGAGUACCAGAGGCAGCACCCAGAGGUGUCCCCCGCGGCGGGCACGGGUGGCGGGGACACCUGGGUGGCCGGUGAGGCGGGGGGCACCGGCCAGGGCCCCGGCAGUGACCUGGACUCCAUGCAUGGCCUGAGGGAACGCAUCCAGGAGCUGGAGGCCCAGAUGAACGUCAUGAGGGACGAGCUGGAGAACAAGCACCUGGAGGGGAACGCUUCCACCUUGAGGGAAAAAUACCAGAAAGACUUUGAAAACUUAAAGGCAACAUGUGAAAGGGGCUUUGCAGCCAUGGAGGAGACACACCAGAAGAAGAUCGAGGACCUGCAGCGGCAGCACCAGCGGGAGCUGGAGAAGCUGCGGGAGGAGAAAGAUCGCCUGCUGGCAGAAGAAACGGCUGCCACCAUUUCAGCCAUCGAAGCCAUGAAGAACGCACACCGGGAGGAGCUGGAGCGAGAGCUGGAGAAGUCCCAGCGCUCCCAGAUCAGCAGCGUCAACGCCGACAUCGAGGCCCUCCGAAGGCAAUACCUGGAGGAGCUGCAGUCGGUGCAGCGGGAGCUGGAGGUGCUUUCGGAGCAGUAUUCUCAGAAGUGUUUGGAGAACGCCCACCUGGCGCAGGCGCUGGAGGCUGAGAGGCAGGCCCUCCGCCAGUGCCAGCGGGAAAACCAGGAGCUCAACGCCCACAACCAGGAGCUGAAUAACCGCCUGGCUGCGGAGAUCACGCGAUUGCGGACCCUGCUGACCGGGGAGGGCGGGGGAGAGGCUGCUGGAUCGCCUCUCACGCAGGGCAAGGAUGCCUACGAGCUGGAGGUCCUGCUCCGGGUCAAAGAAUCAGAAAUCCAGUACCUGAAGCAGGAGAUCAGCUCCCUCAAAGACGAGCUUCAGACAGCACUGAGGGAUAAGAAAUACGCCAGCGACAAAUACAAAGACAUCUACACGGAGCUGAGCAUCGUGAAGGCCAAGGCAGACUGUGAUAUCAGCAGGUUGAAAGAGCAGCUGAAAGCAGCCACAGAAGCUCAGGGAGAGAAAUCCCCUGUGAACACCACUGUAUCGGGAUAUGAUAUUAUGAAAUCAAAAAGCAACCCUGAUUUCUUGAAGAAAGACAGAUCCAGUGUUAGCCGGCAACUAAGGAAUAUCAGGUCAAAGUCCGUUAUUGAGCAGGUCUCAUGGGAUAACUGAAAUGAACCCGAGUCCAGGUUCCCUGCCACGUAGAGUCUGAAGGAAGGCCUGACUGUGCAAGAACGCCUGAAGCUUUUUGAAUCCAGGGACUUGAAGAAAGACUAGUUCUCCCCGCUCCGCUUGACCACGCGCACCUCCCAGCUUGAGGCAGCACAGCACCAGCACCGUUUGUCUCUCGUUCCUUACGACUGUCCUUGCUGUCGUUCGUCUUGACGCCCCCGAUGGGACCCGGCGCCGCGGUGGUGGUGCCCCCCCCCGCCACCCCCUCGCCUCCCCAGCUCCUUUCCCUGCUUGUGAGACGCUCCAGAGACUCUGGGAGGGAGAGGAAGGGAUCGGGGUGGGGGGUUUUUUCCCCCUCUCUUCAGCGCUUUGUAGGAGAAUCCUUCCUUUACUGUAAACCAUUACACUAAGUGUCAGUAUUAAGGCUCAGUAGCCUGUUAAUAAGCUAGCUCUGUCGUACCAACUGUUUUGGUAUGCAAGCAGGGCCUGGGUGGUAUCAGCCAUACCUAGCUCUUACUGCUGUCAAGAGACCCAGUGCUCAGAGCACACCAGGAGCCUAAUCUAACCAUUGAUCUCGAUUGCAUUACUUGCACCUACAAGGGGGGGGGGGGGCGGGGGGGGAAGCCUGGGGGAAGCUGUCGGGGAGCGCAAGUCCGUGCCGGCGUACGCAGCCUGGAGGUACAACACUGACAUCUCGCUGGAGAAGGACGCAAGAAAUGAUCCUCCUGCCCCGUGACUGUGCCGUAUCCUGAAUGUAGGCGAUACCGAAGCCCGGCGAGCCUCGGUGGCUGCCCAGGCGGUUAUGGAUAGGGAGCUGCAGAUAACUCGCGUGCACCAUCGAGUCGGCCCCAUCGGCGUGUCUUUGCCUCCUGUCUCGCUGGUGGUCGGAGUCGGUGUGUCGGGGGCCGAGCUGUAAGAUCACUUUCUUGCCACCGUUAGAUCAAGCCCAGCACUCUCUUUUUUUGCUGUUACUCCCUUCCUCUCAUUGAGUCCCGUGUAUCCCAGGGUCUGUGCGCAUGUGAAACUCCCUUUUCCUAGUCAAAGGAAAGUAGAGUAGAAAGUAGAGCAAAUAUUGACUGAAAAUGCACAGUGCUCAAUGCAUAUAAUGCUCCUUUUUUAUCAGCUUCUUGAAUUCAACUCUUCUUGUCAGCAGGGCAGCUCCUAUUUUAAUUCUUUAACCUUUUCCUGAAAUAAAAAGUCUCAAAACCA
Tyto alba (common barn owl) is the source of this 8970-nucleotide messenger RNA. RefSeq names its product myosin phosphatase Rho interacting protein (gene MPRIP). Gene Ontology annotation, biological process: actin filament organization. The transcript is spliced from 25 exons. Gene Ontology annotation, cellular component: actin cytoskeleton. Gene Ontology annotation, molecular function: actin filament binding. The record is from RefSeq and is a predicted model, not a curated record. Bases 463 to 7761 code for a protein of 2432 amino acids. NCBI's taxonomy places the organism in Eukaryota, Metazoa, Chordata, Aves, Strigiformes, Tytonidae.